This is a messenger RNA of Synchiropus splendidus (mandarinfish), 5126 nucleotides long. It is a transcript of the gene sema3fb, whose product is annotated as sema domain, immunoglobulin domain (Ig), short basic domain, secreted, (semaphorin) 3Fb. Bases 372 to 2789 code for a protein of 805 amino acids. Gene Ontology annotation, biological process: axon guidance; positive regulation of cell migration; negative regulation of axon extension involved in axon guidance. The transcript has 19 exons. The record is from RefSeq and is a predicted model, not a curated record. NCBI's taxonomy places the organism in Eukaryota, Metazoa, Chordata, Actinopteri, Syngnathiformes, Callionymidae. Gene Ontology annotation, molecular function: semaphorin receptor binding; chemorepellent activity.
UCCAGCCUCCUCCAGUCAGCCAGCCACAACUUUCCCGCUGAGCCGCGCGGCGCUGGACCUCCGAGCCACGCUGAAUUUUCAUUUCCCACUCGCGCGAUGCGGACAGUGGCGGCGAGUCGACACCUCCUGCCCCCGCGCGCUCCCACGGGAGCCAACUGAAGACGGCGUUUUCUCUCUUUGUUUUAUUCUCUGAGUGUUUGUGCAACAACUCAGCGCGCGCGCUGGUCAGCCUGUCCACGCAAGCGUCCACGGAUUAUUGACCUGGAUAUUUUUGGAUGGUUUUAUUCAAUGUUGGGAUCACUUCCACUUGGGUCGCGUUAAAAGGUGAGACCUGUCUUUGUGUGUCAUCAGCGUGACAUUGGAGCUCCACCAUGCAUCUCAACUCUCUCUGGACACUGCUGGUCCUCCUGGCGCUGACCGGCUCGGCUCUGGGGAACCCGAUGAUCAACGACUCCAUGUCUGCACCCCGAGUUUUCAUCUCCUUCAAAGAACUGAGAUCUACUGGUACCGCUCAUCACUUCGCCUACCUUCUCAACACAUCUGAUUUCCGGAUCCUGCGCAUGGAUGAGGACCAUGACCGCAUGUACAUUGGCAGCAAAGACCACAUCCUGUCUCUGGACCUUCAUGACAUUAACAAAGACCCACAUAUUAUCCACUGGCCGGUCUCUGAACGAAGGAGGAUGGAGUGCCUAGUUAGUGGGAAGGACGCCAAUGAGGAGUGUGCAAACUUCAUCCGCUUGAUUGAACCGUGGAACAGGACUCAGCUGUACGUCUGCGGGACCGGCGCUUACAACCCAGUCUGCACCUUCGUCAACCGGGGACGCAAGCCUCAGACGUCCAUGUAUCUGCAGAUGGCCCAGGCCAGAGGAAGGGCCAGCCGCGCCGCUGAACCCAGCGCGGUGCACGAGACGCUGGGACUUAAGGAAGAAAUAUUCCAUUUGGAGCCUGGAAAAGUGGAGUCUGGCAAAGGGAAGUGCUCCUACGACCCGAAGCUCAACAGCGUGUCGGCUUUGAUCAACGGUGAGCUGUAUGCUGGAGUCUACGUGGACUUCAUGGGAACUGACUCGGCUAUUUUCCGUACUCUGGGUACAAAGACUGCCAUGAGGACGGAUCAGUACAACUCCAGGUGGCUGAACGACCCCACUUUCGUCCAUGUGAAACUCAUCCCCGACAGCGCGGAAAGAAACGACGACAAGCUCUACUUCUUCUUCCGGGAGAAAUCCUCAGAGAUGGGCCAGACUCCUGUGACCCAGUCCCGCAUCGGACGCAUCUGCCUGAAUGACGACGGGGGUCACUGCUGUCUGGUGAACAAGUGGAGCACCUUUCUAAAGGCCCGGCUCAUCUGCUCGGUGCCGGGGGCCGACGGCAUGGAAACACACUUCGACGAGCUCCGCGAUGUUUACAUACAGCCAACACAGGACACCAAAAAUCCUGUUAUUUAUGGCGUCUUCUCUGUCUCUGGCUCUGUCUUCAAGGGCUCAGCAGUCUGUGUCUACUCCAUGGCUGACAUCCGCAUGGUCUUCAAUGGACCGUUUGCCCACAAAGAGGGUCCGAACUACCAGUGGGUGGCCUACACUGGGAAGAUCCCCUACCCACGACCAGGCACGUGUCCGGGUGGGACCUUCACGCCGAACAUGAAGUCCACCAAAGACUACCCGGAUGAGGUGAUAAACUUCAUGAGGAACCAUCCUGCCAUGUAUAAUGCUGUGUACCCAGUGCACAAGCGCCCCCUGGUGGUCAGGACCAACGUGGACUAUGAGUUCACCACCAUCACAGUGGACCAGGUGACAGCGGCGGACGGCAACUAUGAAGUCCUCUUCUUGGGAACUGACAAGGGAACAGUUCAGAAAGUAAUUGUUCUGCCCAGCGACAACCUGCAGACAGAGGAGCUGGUCCUGGAGGAGGUGGAGGUGUUCAAGGUUCCAACUCCCAUCACAACAAUGAAGAUCUCAUCAAAACGGCAACAGUUGUACGUCUCGUCUGCCAUCGGUUUGACCCAGUUGGCGCUUCACCGCUGCGACGUAUACGGGGAGGCUUGUGCCGACUGCUGCCUUGCCAGAGACCCUUAUUGUGCCUGGGAUGGGAAGUCAUGCUCCCGUUACUCAGCUUCACAGAAGAGGUCUGACCCCUUUAGACGAAGCCGGAGGCAGGACGUCAAGUACGGGAACCCCAUCCGCCAGUGCAGGGGCUUCAACUCCAACGCGAACAAGAACACUCUGGAGAUGGUGCAGUAUGGCGUGGAGGGCAGCAGCACCUUCCUGGAGUGCCAAGCCCGCUCGCCACACGCUGUCAUCAAGUGGCAUCUGCAGAGAGACAACAGCGACCGCAGGAAAGAGAUCCGUUGUGAUGGUCGGGUGCUAAAGACUGAGCAGGGUCUCCUCCUGCGCUCCCUUCAGCCCUCCGACUCUGGAAUGUAUCAGUGCACGGCCACGGAGAAGAACUUCAAACACACACUGGUCAAGCUGCAGCUGGUGGUUCUGUCGGGCCGAGCCGUCAACAACGUGCUGGUGGAAGGAGGGGGCGGCCCGGUGCCGUCCUCCCUCCAUUCCAGCAGCACCCAGUGGACCCCCAGCGCCGUCCAGUACAAGGAUUUGUUGACCAUCCUGAGCCAGCCGGAGAUGAGCCUCAUCAACCAGUACUGCCAGGACUACUGGCAGUUCGGAGACCCGCUCAUGGGCGCCAUGAAGGGCAAAGACCUGAAGGAGCUCAAGGAGCAGAAGAAGCCUCGCAAUCGCCGACAUCACGGCGAGCGGGAGGAGACGGACGAGCAGGAGGACGCAGAGACAUGAGGAGAACAACUGACACACGCCCUUGGUCGCCCUUCCCCCACCCUGUCAGAACUGGGAGAGACUCAUUGAGAGUGAAAAAAAUGCACAAACCGAGAAAAAAAGAAAACUGAUAGAGGCACGCGACUCCACCCCCACUUGUGUCCUUUCACACAGUAAGAUAUAUGAUACACAGUAUUUAUUGUAGGUUGUAUAUAGUCUCAUUCUGUGGAUUUCUUUGUACUUAUAGAUACACGCUCUUCAUGCAAAGGUACUUUUGGGGGCAACUAUUGUUAUUAUUGAUGUUAAUUUUAUUGUUGCUGUUACUGUCAAGCUCUUCAGUCAGUUUGGACCCAGAGUUUGAGUCACGGGGCGUGUAAAGAGGCGGAGCUCGGGAUGGCUGUUGUUUCUCUGCAUCUUUAUUGGUGGACUCUUCAGGAAGCCUCUCUUGGAUGUGCAUGUGGACAGUGACUUGAUACUGCGAGGGGACCAUGCCGUGGUCCCAGAGUGAGGAGGGUGGUCCCCACUCAGUAGACUGCCCCUGGGCCAGUCUCAGAAAAUGGAUUCCUGACCAGUUUGUUUUUAUAUUUCCUGCUUGUAGGGGGAUCGAUUGUAAAAUAAUGCUGCAUCUUGGCUUGGUCUCGGAGAGCAGGGAUGAUGCCUGAGGAUUUGUUCAGGAACGUGGACCGACAACACUCCAAGAUUCAAGUUGAGGGUUCAUUCUGCCACCUUCCAUUUGUGAAUGCCAGUUUUCUUCUUCCACAUGCUUCGAAUUGGUCCUGAAUAUUACAGCCAAACAGAGACAAAGCAUUAACCAUGUUGAGUCGUAUGCAAAACCAAGUGUGUUGCAAUGAUGAGUUUCCUCUUCAUCAAGGGCAUUAUUUUUAUUUUGUUCUGCACCACAUGACAUAAAGAAACCUCUAAAGAUUCCGUGACUGAAAUGAUGCCUCCUUUGAUUUGAAAAAAAAACCUUGACAACAUUCCCUGAGGUGGAUUUCAGCGUGGAGGCCAAAAUAUGGAGAAUGAUAUCUACACAAAAGUUGGGGACAUCAAACUCAUGGCCCGGGGGCCAAAUCUGGCACGCCAAGUGAGUUUAUUUGGCAUGCAACAGUUCAUAAAAAUGGAAACUUGGGGAGAGGAAAAUACAGAUUCCAGGGAAUUCUAUGACAUAUCGAAAGUGACUGACGUUAUGAGGCAAAGUUGGUCAUAAGGAAGUGGGUGCUUAUGUGUUCAGACAAGACGCUGCACCAAAAUUGUGAAAUAUAUAAUUGAUGUCCCAAAGAAUUUUACAUUUUCGUUUUGCAACUUCAACAAUCUGAUUGGACUGUCGCACCAUAACAAAUCAUCCCUGUAGGUAACUUGCCAUGUGGUUUCUAACUUCUACUUAAAGACACCAAAAACUAGUCCCUCACUCAAAGUCCUUCUGUGCUACCAAAACUAAAGCUGAAAUGCUCCUCGGGUCACUGGCUAUAUGAGUCUCGCGAGGAAACUCUUGCCUGGAGACAGGUGCCUCUCUGAGUCACGGUUUAACAUUUCAGACACAAUACAGCAGAGCAGACUGUAACAAUGCUGAGGAACUCACCAAAAUAGUGGGAAGCUGGCUUUCACUGUGUGCAUGAAUCUGUAUUUGUACUGUAAUUAUAACAAAUACUGCGUGGUUUUUCUGCAUCUGUUGGGGCGUACGAUGUGGUCUGGAAUUCCUCCACAGUCCAGCUAGUUGUGCUUGACCUUUUAAUGCUCCACAGUGACCCCUGUGUACAGCAUGAUGUAGCUUUCCAGUGACACGUCAUGUUAAGGGACAGUCAUUUAUUUAUAUGGUUUUGUGUAAAUAAAUUCUACAUGAGAUUAGAAAAAAAAAAUUAUUGAUCAGCAAAACAACACUGAGCAUAAAUGAGGAGCGCAAAUUUGAAACAAAGAAGGCUGUUUGAAAGGAGACGAUUCUAGCAGUGGGAGCUGUUAACACACCCUGUCUCUCGCCUGUACUCAGGCUCUAUAAACGUCAUCUCCAACGCCUCUGGGAAGAUGCAUCAAUUAUUCAUACUGGAGUAGCUGUAUCUGCUCCACAGUUUGGGAUCUGUCUGCAGUCUCAGAAUCAAUCACGGCUCCGCAGCGUCUCCUCCAAAUGAGACUGCCGGCAUAAAAACGGCACAGAAAGAAUGGUUGUGCAAUUUGUUAUUUUUAUAAAGUGUCUUUUGUUAACUGGUGUCUUCUUGUUUUGUACUUCUAUUCUCCGUAGUCAUCCGUCGCUAUGGAAAAAAGAGACGCAAAGAGGUGAUGUUAAUGUAAUGAUGUGUAAAUUACUCUCAUCUUUCCUUUACAUUGUUGUCGCUGACUAAUAAAUUAAAGCUCUAUAUUUUCUAA